AUGGCCGAGGCUGCAAAGACGGACAAAACUGGCUGGUUCAAGAGAACUGGGUGGUUGUCGUUUCUGCAGGGCCGGAAUCUGGCCCAUCUAGGCUAUCAAGCCCGCUUGCCCGACCGAAACGAAGCAAAGCUGCAGCUGGCUGCUACGCUGACAGAAGAAUUGAUUGAAAGAUCCGUUCGUGGCUUGGCAACGCUUCCGCAGGAAACACGACGCUGGCUUCGUAGUGCGCAGCAGACAGAAAUCGAUCAACGGCCGCUGGCGCGACUGCAGAACCCCGAGAGUCAGGCAACGUACACUAGCUACAUGGUCCGAUUUGUCUGCUUCUAUCUCCGCAUUGUUGCCGACGAAGAGCGUCGAGUAGAUGAACACGUAGCACAGAGGGCUCAAGCCGUUAGCGUUGACAGUGCAAGCGACGAGGACGCUAGCACAGAGAGCGAGUACGACGACAGCGACAUAGAAGGCACCGUCAACAGCAACGACAACGACGGUGUUGUGCUACCGCGGCAACCGCGUCGCGUUGUACAGGCUGACAAGAUGAAGGAUGCGCGCGAGCUGUUCACGUGGAAGGACAAUCAGAAGGCGCUAGCAAUCCAGCUAUGGCUUACGCUGGGUAACCGCGACGCAGCUGCUCAGACAAAGGCGCUGCUUGACUCGCUAGCUUCGUUUAUUCUCACAGGCUAUGGCAGCGAUGAGUUUUCGAGUGGUCUGGUGCAGUAUCUGGCUGUGCUGGGCAUUGACACGCAGACAAACCGCUUGCGUACGGCAAAGAAUUUCUCGUACAUGCUUGCUGGCGUGGUCUACUGCGUUCGCGUACUCGCAGCAGAAAAGAUUCUGCCCGCAGCCGAGCGCGUCGAUCAGACGGAAGAAGACCGCGAGCGAUUCUUGGCUAUGCGCAGGCAGUAUCUAGCGGAUGGCUCGUAUAGUCCGAUGAGCAUUAUGCUGAGUCUUCUCGCGUAUGGCAAGCACGCAGCGCUCAACGAGGGCAAUGCUGGCAACGCAUACUGGUCCCCCGACAAGAAGGUGUUUUAUCUCAGCGGCCGGCCGAUUGUGAUGGAGCGUUUCCGCGCGAUGGCGCAGAGCAUGGAAGCGGAGGCAGAGGACACGUUUUGGCAGAUGUGCUGGGUUGAUCGUAUAGCUGACCGUUUUACGGUGGAUCUAGCGCAGAUUCAAGACGACGUUACAUUCACGACUCGGGGCAGGUCGUUUGUUACUACCCCAGGCAACCGUCUGUCGGAUGGGCUGGCUUGGAUGCUGAAAAGGGCGCGGGGCACAGAGAGCGGCAUGCGACUACAGACGUCGGACGGCCGGUGGAGAAGCAACAAGGUGCGGGAGUAUCUACGGGAGGUAGAUCGCUUCUUAGCGCUACUGCUAGGCUGUGUGCACAUGGAAUCGGGACAGCCGGCUCGAGGCUCUGAGAUUGUGACGAUGCGGCACCGCAAUGGGCUGCUACAGGACCGCAAUGUCUUUGUUGUAGACGGUGCUGUCAUGACCGUCGUGCGGUAUCACAAGUCACAGUCGCAGUGGGACAAGCCGAAGGUGGUUCCGCGCUUUCUGCCGCCGCGAUUAGGGCAGGUGAUGGUGUUGUACUUGAGCUACUUGCAGCCGUUUCGAGAGUAUCUUGUAGCAACUGUGCUCGGGGGUGGGUUAGACGACUAUAUCUGGAGCAAUGAGCAAGGCGCAUGGGGUACAGAUCGACUCACGAGGGUACUACGGCGUGAGACGGGUAAGCGACUUGGCGUCGAGCUGAGUACGCUAGGCUACCGUCACACAGCUGUUGGAAUCGGGCGGGCAAAAGUAGGGGAGUCGUUUGGCAAGGGCUAUCAAGACGAGGUUGGCGAGAUUGAUGAAGCGGAGGUAGACGAGGAUGAGGAGGACUUGAUUGAGCUGCAGAACUCGCGAACGACGGUUAUGGGUGUAGGCAACUACAGUGUGUCGAUUGAUAUUGUCAAGCAUCUAAGCACGCGGUCGAUUGAUGCGUUCCGGGCGCUGAGUACCGCUUGGCACCGCUUUUUAGGUGUAGAUGGACAGGCUGAAGCGCCCGAGGAGCGCCGACUGCCGCGGAAAAGGCCGAUGCGAGAGAGCAUCUCAGGGCUUCCGAUGCUUCCGAAAGCGAAGGCCGUUCACGUAGAAGAUGCGCGAGCUGCGGCUGUGCAUCGGGCGCUGCAGCAGGUGCUAGGGAAGCAGGACGUCAGGUUUCGCUCAAUAGAGCAGGAGCAGGCUCUGUACGCAGUGCUGGAUAAGACGACACCGCUUGUUGUUGUGCUUCCGACAGGAGGAGGCAAGAGCUUGCUGUUUACGCUGCCGGCAUGCAUAGAAGAGACUGGGGUGACGGUAGUCGUUGUGCCGUACCGGGCGUUGAUUGAGGACUUGGUGAGCCGGAUCUGCAACUGCGGUAUUGACUGCAUGGAGUGGAAGCACGGUGAGAACAAUCCAGCGUCUGUGGUGGUCGUCAGCGCAGACGUAGCAGGCGACAUUACGAGCAACGGCAACUUUUUAGGGUACGCUCGGCUGAUGAAGGACAAGGGGCUACUGCAGCGAGUCGUGCUAGACGAGUGUCAUCUACUGUUUACAGCGCGACACUGGCGGUCAAAUCUGCUCAAGGUAAAGAACGUGCGACUGCUUGGAUGCCCGGUUGUGUUGUUAACGGCAACGCUGCCGCCGGUGCAGGAGGGGGAGCUCGAGGCAAGCAUGCUGGUGCGCAACGCAACGUAUAUCCGGGCAAGCACAGCACGACCGAACGCGCGCUACUUUGUGUCGUGGUGUCAACGCAAGGCAUUGGAGGACACGGCGUUGGUAGUAUGCAAGCGAUGGGCUGUAAAGCUGGGGCGGACAAGGCAGAAGGGGGUAGUGUACUGUCUGAGCAAGGCGCAGUGUGAGUGGAUCGCGGAGGAGGUUGGCU
Molecule: messenger RNA, 2899 nt
Organism: Alternaria arbusti
Lineage: Eukaryota; Fungi; Ascomycota; Dothideomycetes; Pleosporales; Pleosporaceae
Exons: 1
Cellular component (GO): chromosome; nucleus
Molecular function (GO): nucleic acid binding; ATP binding
Source: RefSeq, a predicted model, not a curated record